AUGAACGAACGUCUUUCAUCCCUAUUCAUGAGCAUCGAAUGGAGCAGAUUGAAUGGCUGCGGGUUGCCUGAUGACACGAGGAGAAUGCGAAGAGUUAGGGUGGCGCAAAAUAAAAAGGAACACGAUGCAGGUGUGUACUGGUGCGAGGCCAGGAAUACAUAUGGAGUGGCCCAGAGCCGGAAUGCGACACUACAAAUUGCAGUUCUGCGUGAUGAUUUCCGCGUUGUUCCCAAAGACCUGGUUGCGGUAUCCGGCGGACAGGCGUUGUUGCCGUGUCUGCCCCCACGUGGUGUUCCGGAACCAUCCGUACUAUGGACGAAAGAUGGCAAACCGCUAGAUUUUGCAGGAAAAAGAUUAUCGCUGGUCGACGGUGGUGGUUUGCUGAUUUCCGAAACCCGUUCGUCCGACUCUGGGGCGUAUCGCUGCGCUGCUCAGAACAUGGCUGGUGUGCGGCAAACAGACGCGGCCACACUGAAGGUGGUGACGCCGCCGCGUGUGUUGCGGGCACCGCAGGAUCGUGAGGCAGUACGAGGAGCUACGGCGGAAUUUCAGUGCCAAGUUACGGGUGAUCCUGCUCCAGAAGUGUCCUGGCGCAGAGCCGGAGGCCAACCUUUACCUGAAGGUCGUUACACUGUUUUGCCUGAUCAAACGCUUGUGAUAAAAGACACGAGGCCGGAGGACCAAGGACAAUAUGCUUGCGAAGCAACUAAUGAAGGAGGACACAUUGCGAAUAGUGCACGACUAAGUGUAUAUUCAUUAUCCAAGUUAAUCGAGCUACCAAAUGACGUAACAGUCGACCCUGGUGGCGACGUGACAUUGCCCUGCAGAGCAGAAGGCCAACCGGAGCCAAGGAUUUAUUGGGAACGUUUACCUUUAUCUACAGUGCAACACCAGGAUCACGAAAUACUUGCUCAACCAACCGGAGGAAGUAUUAACCAUUCCUAUGUCCCUUCCUCGAUGCCAACUUCUGGACCAGUGAGCGACGAAGAACUAUGGGAAGAUCGUGAACGUAUGCGAGAGCUUUCAGAAGAUGAGGAGGAAGUCAUGAAAAAUAUUUUUAUGGAAGAACAACGAAGGGAGAUACUGAGCAAGGAAAAAAUUAUGAGUCUUCGAUUAAAGCGUCAACUAUCGAACGACUUCCAAGGCCCUCAGCACCCACAGACCAUGAGUGUCCUCGAUUUGAGUUCCACCUCGCAGUCUGUGGUUCAACAAUCAGCCUCCACGGAUGAUUCAGCAACCCAUUUGGUUUCCCCCGGCGGCUCAUUCGACGCGCGCUCCUAUGUGACACAGAAGGGAGAGCUAAAACUAAGUGGCGCCGAUCGCAUGCAAUCGGGCUACUACGUUUGCACCGCGGUGAACGAGGCCGGAAGCACUAGCAAAAGAAUUUACAUAGAGGUGGCAACCCCUGAUGAAGCUGUCUACUCAUCCCGGCCACCAGAGCCUGACCAGCAGACAAGGCCACCAGUGCGUAUACAACGUGUGCAGGCCGUAAGUCCGAAUGCUGUACUGGUUGCCUGGUCAAAAGAUGAAUCUGAUACCAGCAGUCACGACGGUAUCGUUCUGAGAUAUCGUCCAGUGAAAGGAUUGUCAGAUGGCUUGAGCGUUGAUAAGAAUGUUCAAGACGAGUUUCAAUCUUUGGUUGUUAGCGACCAGACUUUGUCUCAAACUGUGAUAGGCGGUCUGAGAGCGCACACAAACUAUGAAAUUUUUGCAACUAGACGAAAUGCUCCUGCUUCUAAUAUAAGGAUAGGAACAACUAUGGAAGAUGCUCCCUCAGGGCCUCCCGUAGAUGUUAGAGUUGGUUUAAUAAAUUCAACUGCAGCUUAUGUUCGUUGGCAACCACCUGCAACGCACGAAUUAAACGGCGAUCUAGUGGGAUAUAAGAUUCAAAUUAAAAGCAACGCAACCAGCAAGAUUUUAGGACAAAUGACGCUCAAUGCAACAACGUUGUCAGUAGUUAUUAACAGUUUAUCCGCAGGCGGAAAAUACGUGGCCCGUGUUUCGGCCAUAACAGGCGGUGGAAGCGGGCCUUUCAGUCAGCCUUUAACAUUACACAUGGAUCCAGAACUUAUUCAGAGACCACCCAAGACUGAUCCAGCUGGUGAGUCAUCGCGUUGGCCUCUGGCAGCACUUGCUGCUGCAGGAGCAUGUUUAGCCGGAGGCGCAGCAUGUGCUGCUCUUUUUGUACGAUUGAGACGUCACAGAAAGAAGCCAGGAAAUGGUGCUAAGCAUACGGGAAUCACUGGAUAUGGUGUGAAUAGAACAGAAUCUCUUUGGGUUAAUGUUCUGCGUGAUGAUUUCCGCGUUGUUCCCAAAGACCUGGUUGCGGUAUCCGGCGGACAGGCGUUGUUGCCGUGUCUGCCCCCACGUGGUGUUCCGGAACCAUCCGUACUAUGGACGAAAGAUGGCAAACCGCUAGAUUUUGCAGGAAAAAGAUUGUCGCUGGUCGACGGUGGUGGUUUGCUGAUUUCCGAAACCCGUUCGUCCGACUCUGGGUCGUAUCGCUGCGCUGCUCAGAACAUGGCUGGUGUGCGGCAAACAGACGCGGCCACACUGAAGGUGGUGACGCCGCCGCGUGUGUUGCGGGCACCACAGGAUCGUGAGGCAGUACGAGGAGCUACGGCGGAAUUCCAGUUUACGGGUGAUCCUGCUCCCGAAGUCUCCUGGCGUAGAGCCGGAGGUCAACCUUUACCUGAAGGUCGUUACACUAUUUUGCCUGAUCAAACGCUUGUGAUAAAAGACACGAGACCGGAGGACCAAGGACAAUAUGCUUGCGAAGCAACUAAUGAAGGAGGACACAUUGCGAACAGUGCACGACUGAGUGUAUAUUCAUUAUCCAAGUUAAUCGAGCUGCCAAAUGACGUAACAGUCGACCCUGGUGGCGACGUGACAUUGCCUUGCAGAGCAGAAGGCCAGCCGGAGCCAAGAAUUUAUUGGGAACGUUUACCUUUAUCUACAGUGCAACACCAAGAUCACGAAAUACUUGCUCAACCAACCGUUCAUUUAAUUCUUGUAUAUAAAGAAUGUUACGAGGAAGUAUUAACCAUUCCUAUGUCCCUUCCUCGAUGCCCCACUUCUGGACCAGUGAGCGACGAAGAACUAUGGGAAGAUCGUGAACGUAUGCGGGAGCUUUCAGAAGAUGAGGAGGAAGUCAUGAAAAAUAUUUUUAUGGAAGAACAACGAAGGGAGAUACUGAGCAAGGAAAAAAUUAUGAGUCUUCGAUUAAAGAGAUCAAAGUCUUUCAUAUUACUUCCAAGCCCAGCUUGA
This is a messenger RNA of Ctenocephalides felis (cat flea), 3267 nucleotides long. Its product is annotated as roundabout homolog 2-like. The transcript is spliced from 20 exons. Gene Ontology annotation, biological process: homophilic cell-cell adhesion; axon guidance; dendrite self-avoidance. The coding region runs from base 1 to 3267 and encodes 1088 amino acids. Gene Ontology annotation, molecular function: cell-cell adhesion mediator activity. The record is from RefSeq and is a predicted model, not a curated record. Gene Ontology annotation, cellular component: axon; plasma membrane. Lineage: Eukaryota; Metazoa; Arthropoda; Insecta; Siphonaptera; Pulicidae.